UGUGUCGCGGAGAUAUGUUGUCACGUUGUUUUUGUGUGCCGCGUGGGAUUCAUCGGUUCUGUUAAAGAAUAUAAAUGGAAGACACUGCGAAACAAGACCUCGUCUUUCUUGAGCUCAGACGAAAGCUGCAAAGUGGCAUUUUGUUCAUUAGCGGUGACAUUGCCAGGGAGGGUGCAGAUGUGAAAGUCGAGUCCCAACAUGAUUCGCUCCUGAACAUCCAGACAGCGGACGGGUCCUAUCAGGUGAACCUCACACCUGGAGUGAGUCUAGUGGAGACGUCACGCCAGAGAAGCCCAGGAUUCUCUGAACGCGGAUCUCACUUCAGACUGCGUCUACGGGUGGAGCAGGAGUCAGAAGCUCCUCGCAGUGUAAUUGGACGACUGCGGGUCAAUGUGACGUAUUCCUUCCAGUGCCAGUCUUGUGGGUCCAUGGUGCUUCAAGACCGGGCUUUUGGGCGAGUUCUUCCUUUGCCCAAUGGAAACUGGAAUGCAUUAGUGGACGACUGGUGCUGCCACCCCGAUCCCUUCGCAAACAGAAAGCUGCUCCCACGAGAUGGAGACUGUCUGCUUGGUGACACGUUUAUUCUGUUGGCACGGGACAUCAGCUGUGAACAGACCCUCACACGGGAAGGGAACUUAUCUCAGAAAGCCUCUGCAGAGCAGAAGCGUGUCAGUAAGCGUGUGAUGCUGUCCUGCACGAGCUGCUCUGCAGUGCUGGGCGAGGAACUCUCGGCAGAGGUGCUGAAGUUUUACAUAACUGAAAUAUUAGUAAAGCCGGGUGAAGAUGGAGGGUGUGAUAUAACACGGCUCAGUUUGGAGCCCAAGUCAGAUUCAAUAAGGCAGCGAUUCUUGGAGCAAACCUUAGCGUCAAGGCUGGUCGAGCUGUCGUCUGCACAGAGUAUAUUUCGCUUUUCCAUCCAAACGCCAGAUAGCACGGCUGUGAUUUUGCUGUGGCUUCUGAACACGGACACUUUGGUCGCCUCAUUUCCUGGCGAAAGCUUCAUCUCCACAGUUGACGUUCAUCCCAGAGAACAUCAGUCAUGCCAGGCUGUUCAAGCAGUCAAAGUGCUCUACGUCCUCUGCUCUGACAGCAAACUCAAAGAUGUUGUGGAUGUCUGGGAGAAGGACAUUAGCGUGCACCCUCUCCCCCUCCCGCAGAGCUCAUGUGAGGAGCUCCAGAAGCUUCUGAUGUCCAGCACCUCCAGGCUGCCAGCAUUCCUGCGCUGCAUGAACUCAUAUCAGGUGGCCUACAUGCGGAUGUGAUGUACUCCAGUUCACGGCGGACCAGUUUAUCAGCAGGUCAUGCUCUUAUAGCCUGCAAAUGCUAAAUAUUACAAAGUUUUUUUUAAAUAAAAGUGUUUUGUUCUACA
Molecule: messenger RNA, 1369 nt
Organism: Rhinichthys klamathensis goyatoka
Lineage: Eukaryota; Metazoa; Chordata; Actinopteri; Cypriniformes; Leuciscidae
Gene: ube3d
Product: ubiquitin protein ligase E3D
Exons: 10
Coding region: 75-1262 (395 amino acids)
Biological process (GO): proteasome-mediated ubiquitin-dependent protein catabolic process; protein autoubiquitination; protein polyubiquitination
Cellular component (GO): nucleus; cytosol; ubiquitin ligase complex
Molecular function (GO): ubiquitin conjugating enzyme binding; cyclin binding; ubiquitin protein ligase activity
Source: RefSeq, a predicted model, not a curated record